AGGGGUGUCAGUUGGAAUGUAGAUUGCGAAGGAGAAGGUUUGGAGAGAAAGAGAGAACGAGAGCAGGGAGAGGAAUUCAUCGGAACCAUGACUGACAUGUUGCCAGUGAUGAGAAUUGGAGUUGUGGGAUAUGGACAUAUAGGGCAGGACCUUGUGGAGCGGCUCCAGAGAACAGGGGCCCCGGUGGGCCUGACACUGGUCUUUGUGUGGAACAGAAACACUGACAAACUCAGAGAGUCGGUGGCUGAGGAGCUCAUUCUACACAACCUCCCAGACUUUACAGACAGGGGUGCUGAUGUGAUUGUGGAGGUGUGUCAUCCCAAAAUUGUAAAAGACUUUGGAGUCCAAUUCCUCUCUAAGGCCCAUUUUCUGGUGGGCUCACCUUCAGCCCUCUCAGACCCACAGCUGAACCAGGAACUGCGCCAGGCUGCAGAGCAUCAUGGGAGGACCCUAUAUGUCCCCAGUGGUGCAUUGUGGGGAGGCCAGGAUAUCCUGAGACUCAAUGAUAGUGGAUCUUUAAAGGUGCAGGGAAGGAGGGAGGAGGAAAGAGGACUUAACAAAUACAAUAUGUUCGUUUAUAAGGGAUAUGAUGACCAUGUGGUGGAGGUGGAGGUUACUGGUGCCAAUGACUUCUCUCCCUCUCCUAGACUAAGUGAUGACCAUGUGGUGGAGGUUACUGGUGCCAAUGGCUUCUCUCCCUCUCCUAGACUAAGUGAUGACCAUGUGGUGGAGGUUACUGGUGCCAAUGACUUCUCUCCCUCUCCUAGACUAAGUGAUGACCAUGUGGUGGAGGUGGAGGUUACUGGUGCCAAUGACUUCUCUCCCUCUCCUAGACUAAGUGAUGACCAUGUGGUGGAGGUGGAGGUUACUGGUGCCAAUGACUUCUCUCCCUCUCCUAGACUAAGUGAUGACCAUGUGGUGGAGGUUACUGGUGCCAAUGGCUUCUCUCCCUCUCCUAGACUAAGUGAUGACCAUGUGGUGGAGGUGGAGGUUACUGGUGCCAAUGACUUCUCUCCCUCUCCUAGACUAAGUGAUGACCAUGUGGUGGAGGUGGAGGUUACUGGUGCCAAUGGCUUCUCUCCCUCUCCUAGACUAAGUGAUGACCAUGAGGUGGAGGUUACUGGUGCCAAUGACUUCUCUCCCUCUCCUAGACUAAGUGAUGACCAUGUGGUGGAGGUUACUGGUGCCAAUGGCUUCUCUCCCUCUCCUAGACCAAGUGAUGACCAUGUGGUGGAGGUUACUGGUGCCAAUGACUUCUCUCCCUCUCCUAGACUAAGUGAUGACCAUGUGGUGGAGGUUACUGGUGCCAAUGGCUUCUCUCCCUCUCCUAGACUAAGUGAUGACCAUGAGGUGGAGGUUACUGGUGCCAAUGACUUCUCUCCCUCUCCUAGACUAAGUGAUGACCAUGUGGUGGAGGUUACUGGUGCCAAUGGCUUCUCUCCCUCUCCUAGACUAAGUGAUGACCAUGUGGUGGAGGUGGAGGUUACUGGUGCCAAUGACUUCUCUCCCUCUCCUAGACUAAGUGAUGACCAUGUGGUGGAGGUGGAGGUUACUGGUGCCAAUGGCUUCUCUCCCUCUCCUAGACUAAGUGAUGACCAUGUGGUGGAGGUGGAGGUUACUGGUGCCAAUGACUUCUCUCCCUCUCCUAGACUAAGUGAUUACCAUGUGGUGGAGGUGGAGGUUACUGGUGCCAAUGGCUUCACAGUGCAUACAGUGAGGAGGAACCCAGCCAAACUUGGAGCUGUAACUGGGAGUGCCACCUACAACUCCUUCUGGAGCAGCUUACUGGUGUGA
Oncorhynchus masou masou (cherry salmon) is the source of this 1794-nucleotide messenger RNA. RefSeq names its product aspartate dehydrogenase domain containing (gene aspdh). The coding region runs from base 88 to 1794 and encodes 568 amino acids. The transcript has 7 exons. NCBI's taxonomy places the organism in Eukaryota, Metazoa, Chordata, Actinopteri, Salmoniformes, Salmonidae. The record is from RefSeq and is a predicted model, not a curated record. Gene Ontology annotation, molecular function: oxidoreductase activity; NADP binding.